ACCCAUUACUGCGCCUGCGCGAUUUAUGGAUGCCUAAAUAUGUCGCCAAGAGAUUUGAACCCGAAUUUCAUUGAAAAGCUUCUGCAAUAUAAUCUCAUGAGUAUGUUUGUUGAAUACAAGCCGAGAUUUUAUUUUAGCAGGAUGAUUUGACGAUACUGGCUGUUUCCUGCUAGCGGGCAUUUCCAUAGCCACCCCUCUCCACCCACCAACCCAUGUGUGGGUCUUCAUCUUUCACAUGUUACGCUAAGAUGGCGGAUCUUCAGAUGAAAAUUAUCCGCAAAAAGUUGCAAAAGAAAAACGCCAAAAUUAAACGGAUAAAUUCAGCGGCGGGAGAAAAAGUGGUCAAACAAAAGAACGUGGAAAAUGAAACACCACAAGAGUCAAUAGGUGAUCAAGAAAACACUCCAAAAGAAUUGAAGGAAGAACAAAGGCUUACGAAGGAUGAAAGCGAACAAAAACCAGUAUCAAAUAUCAAAAAGAAAAACAAAAGGAAGCUUGCAACUAAAAUCCAGGAAACUGAAAUCAAAAAACCAAAGAAUACUGAGCCAAAGGAGGAUAGUGACCUGGAGAUGAACAAAGCUGAUGACUUAGAAGUGAUACAGGAUGAAAAGGAUGAGGAAAAUGAAGAACAGUCUGAAGAUGAUGGAGGACCAACUUUGCCUUUGGGGUUAACAGGUGCUUUUGAAGACACUGCUUUUUCCUCUUUGGCUGACAUGGUUAGUGAGAAUACUUUAAAAGGGAUUGCUGACAUGAACUUUACUCAUAUGACACUCAUUCAACAGAAAAGUAUCCGACCUUUACUGGAGGGCAGGGAUAUUUUGGCUGCUGCAAAGACAGGCAGUGGAAAGACAUUGGCAUUUCUCAUUCCUGCCAUUGAACUGAUCUACAAACUUAAGUUCAUGCCCAGAAAUGGAACGGGUGUCCUCAUUCUUUCACCAACUCGAGAAUUAGCCAUGCAGACAUACGGUGUUCUGAAAGAAUUAAUGGCGCACCAUGUUCAUACUUAUGGCUUACUCAUGGGAGGCAGCAACAGAACUGCAGAAGCACAAAAAUUGGCAAAUGGAAUCAACAUCAUAAUAGCAACUCCUGGCAGACUUCUGGAUCAUAUGCAGGUAGUAUGCAUUUAUCACUUACCAACAGUCCCAUAAACACACACAAGAAAG
Messenger RNA from Rhincodon typus (whale shark), 1163 nucleotides. RefSeq names its product ATP-dependent RNA helicase DDX18-like. Gene Ontology annotation, molecular function: ATP binding; nucleic acid binding. NCBI's taxonomy places the organism in Eukaryota, Metazoa, Chordata, Chondrichthyes, Orectolobiformes, Rhincodontidae. The record is from RefSeq and is a predicted model, not a curated record. Gene Ontology annotation, biological process: maturation of LSU-rRNA from tricistronic rRNA transcript (SSU-rRNA, 5.8S rRNA, LSU-rRNA). Gene Ontology annotation, cellular component: nucleolus. Bases 213 to 1148 code for a protein of 311 amino acids. The transcript is spliced from 6 exons.